This is a messenger RNA of Penicillium egyptiacum, 1116 nucleotides long. Lineage: Eukaryota; Fungi; Ascomycota; Eurotiomycetes; Eurotiales; Aspergillaceae. The record is from the annotation of a GenBank genome assembly.
AUGCCGCGUUCAGCUCCCUUCAAUCCUCCUGCGGCUGACCUGCCUGGCAAACCUUUUGUCCCAACCUGGGUUCCCCCGCCGGUCACGCAGCAAAAGGAGAACUUUGCCGAGCUUAGUUCCAUUGAUCUUUCUUUGAUGGACUCGGAUGAACCUGCCAUUGUCGAGAAACUUGUCCAGCAGGUUAAGGUCGCAAUUCGUGAUGAUGGAUUUCUCUUCCUCGAAAACUAUGGAAUCUCCCUAGAGCAGCUCCACCGCCAAUUCUCUCUUGCGCAGUAUCUGUACCAAAACAUUAGCGAAGAGGACAAGAGACGCCUUCUGUUCGAUCCUGAAACUGGUUGCGAACGCGGACCCGAAGACGGAAUCGAGCAAUUCAACUGGUACAAAGCCGAGUGGAACGACAUCACCCGUGUGCCCACAUGCCUUCACCCCUUUAUGGACGAGAUCGAAGAGUUUUCCAACUAUCUGACCAAGUCCGUCAACCGCCGUCUCUUGACUCUCUUCUCCCGCGUCCUCGAGUUGCCCGACGACUAUCUCUGGGACAACGUUCAGUCACACGGUUGUCCAACUGAGGCAUCCAAGGGCCUGCGCAUGCACGGCCAUACUGACUUCGGUCUGACAACAUUGCUUUUCUCUGUCCCCAUCUCGUGUCUUCAGAUCUGGGGCCGCGAUGAAAAGUGGUACUACGUACCCUACAAACCCGGUGCGCUUGUCAUUAACAUCGGUGAUACCCUGGAGAUUGUUUCUGGUGGCCAUUUCAAGGCUACUCGGCACCGUGUUUUCAAGCCUCCUGUCGAUCAAUUGCAGCAGGAACGUCUCUCGCUGGUGCUCUUCAACAGCUCUGUUGGUGAUUUGCGUAUGGGCCCUGCAACAGAUUCUCCUCUUAUCCAGAGAGUGGGCUGUGUUGAGGAACAGGGUGUUUACAAGGAGUUUAAGAAUCUCACCUCCCAAGGAAAGCUUGUGCCUACCAACGAUCAAUGGCGUGAAAUCCAGAUUGCUACCGCUACGGAUCCUACGGAUCAAGAGCGCAACAGAGUUGGUGCUGACCAGGUCCUCAUUGAUGGCAAGAUUAUGCACCAACGCGAGUACAUGGGCGUCAAGGUUGUCCUUCCUGUUUGA